GAUUCGCGCGCGCGACCGGCGAGUGACGUUGUGGGGUGCGCGCCGCUGCUAUGCACUCUGUCGUGCGCGCGUCCGCGCAGGUGGAGGCAUGUAGCAGUACCUGAAGGCUCACUGCGCGUCGUCUUCGCUUCUUCUUCUUCCUGACGUCGCCCGACCGCGUGGUUGGAGGAAGAAGAGGAGGAAGAGGAGGAGGUGAUCCAGGAGGAAGGAGAAGGACGCCGAGGAGGGAGUGAGAUACCAGAACGAGUCGAGGAAGCUUCUUCCCUUCCUUCCAUCUUGAGUGAACCAUCCGUCCUUCCGCCGCCAUGGCGAGCGACUCCCCCGCGAGGAGUCUGGACGAGAUCGACCUGUCUGCUCUGCGGGACCCAGCGGGCAUCUUUGAGCUGGUCGAACUGGUUGGCAAUGGCACCUAUGGCCAAGUAUACAAGGGUCGCCACGUCAAGACUGGCCAGCUGGCGGCAAUCAAGGUCAUGGAUGUCACAGGCGAUGAGGAGGAAGAGAUUAAAGCGGAGAUCAACAUGCUGAAGAAGUACAGCCACCACAGGAACAUCGCCACCUACUACGGUGCCUUCAUCAAGAAGAAUCCUCCCGGCAUGGACGACCAGCUGUGGCUGGUGAUGGAGUUCUGCGGCGCCGGCUCGGUGACAGAUCUCAUCAAAAACACCAAAGGCAAUUCCCUGAAGGAGGAGUGGAUCGCUUAUGUCUGCAGGGAGAUCCUCAGGGGUCUCACUCACCUCCACCAGCACAAGGUCAUCCACCGUGACAUCAAAGGUCAAAACGUGCUUCUGACGGAGAAUGCCGAAGUCAAAUUAGUGGACUUCGGCGUGAGCGCUCAGCUGGAUCGCACGGUGGGCCGCAGGAACACCUUCAUCGGGACGCCGUACUGGAUGGCGCCGGAGGUCAUCGCCUGUGACGAGAACCCCGACGCCACCUACGACUUUAAGAGCGAUCUGUUUUCGCUGGGCAUCACGGCCAUCGAGAUGGCGGAGGGAGCGCCACCGCUGUGUGACAUGCAUCCCAUGAGAGCGCUCUUCCUCAUCCCCAGAAAUCCUGCCCCCAGACUCAAGUCAAAGAAGUGGUCCAAGAAGUUCCAGUCGUUCAUCGAGAGCUGCCUGGUGAAGAGUCACAGCCAGCGGCCGAGCACGGAGCAGCUUCUCAAGCAUCCCUUCAUCCGCGACCUCCCCAAUGAGCGGCAGGUGCGCAUUCAGCUCAAGGACCACAUCGACCGCACUAAGAAGAGGCGCGGGGAGAGGGAUGAGACAGAGUACGAGUACAGCGGCAGUGAGGAAGAGGAUGAAGAGCGGGACAUCGGCGAGCCCAGUUCCAUCAUCAAUAUUCCUGGGGAGUCGACUCUGAGGCGAGACUUCCUGCGCCUGCAGCUGGCCAACAAGGAGCGCUCGGAGCUGAUUCGCAGGCAGCAGCUGGAGCAGCAACAGAACGAGGAGCACAAGCGCCAGCUGCUGGCUGAGAGGCAGAAACGCAUCGAGGAGCAGAAGGAGCAGAGGAGACGCCUGGAGGAGCAACAACGUCGCGAGCGUGAGAUGCGCAAGCAGCAGGAGCGAGAGCAGAGGAGGCGGUACGAGGAGAUGGAGCAGAUUCGCCGAGAGGAGGAGAGGCGGCACGCCGAGAGAGAGCAGGAGUACAUCCGUAGACAGCUGGAGGAAGAGCAGAGGCAGCUGGAGAUCCUGCAGCAGCAGCUCCUGCAGGAGCAGGCCUUACUGCUGGAGUACAAGCGCAAGCAGAUUGAGGAGCAGCGUCAGGCAGAGCGUCUGCAGAGGCAGCUGCAGCAGGAGCGAGCGUACUUAGUGUCUCUGCAGCAGCAGCAGCAGCAGGACCCGCAGCAGCGCCCCCUGCAGGACAAGAAGCAGCUCUACCACUACAAGGACCAGGCGCCAGGGGCAGUCAACGACAAGCCCGCCUGGGCCAAGGAGGUAAUGCGGCGAGCUCAGAGUAACUCCCCUCGCGUCCCUCCCAAGAAGUACCACUCCUUCCGGCACACGCGAGACUCCCACCUGGACCCUCUUCUCUUACUUCCUGGUUACAAGCCUCAGCGCCGCCACCGCCGCCCCCCUUCCUACCCCGCCCAUGUCAGCCCCUCCAGGGAUCACGUCCACAUGCCACGCAUCCGGAUCACCUGCGUCCCCGAGCCCGACUCACGAGGCCGGAGUCCCGGCCGCCGGGUGGACGAUCGUUUUGCGGUCAACCGACAGACUUCUCCUGCCUUGCAGCAUAAAGUCUCCAACCGGAUCUCGGACCCGUCGCUACCCCCUCGUUCCGAGUCCUUCAGCAGCGGGAGCAUCCAGCAGGCCAGGACCCCGCCCAUGCACCGCUCCGUCGAACCGCAGAUGGCCCACCUGGUGCAGGUGAAGAGUCCGGGCCUGUCCGGCUCUCAGUCCCUCUACGACCCCCACGGGGUGUCGUCUUCAUCUUCCGCCCUGUCGCCCUCCCCCUCGCGCCCUCCCAUGCCCCGGCAGAACUCGGACCCCACCUCCGACACCCCUCCUCCCUUGCCUCUCGCACGUCUGGCGCCCCCUCUUGACAAGUUGGAUCGCAGCACCUGGCUGCGGCAGGACGACGACAUGCCCCCCAAGGUUCCUCAGAGGACCACGUCAAUCUCUCCCGCCCUGGUCAGAAAGAACUCUCCAGGAAACGGACCUGGACUCGGACCGCGGGCUGGAGCUCACCUCAUACGGGCCAGCAACCCUGACCUGCGGAGGACUGACAUUAGCAUGGAUCCGUCCCUGAAGAGGACAAGCAGUGGUAGCUCCUCCAGCUCCAGCACCCCAAGUUCGCAGGGGGGAUCCAACGAGCGAGGUGCUCACCCAAACAAAUGCAGACACACACACAUACACACACUUGAGUCAAAAUGCUUGAAAAUAGCUUCCAUGAUGGGGAAACAGCUGGCAGACCUGACGGCGUUGGCCAAAGAGUUGCGAGAGCUGCGCCAAGGCGAAGAAACCAGCCGGCCGCCCGUCAAGGUCACCGACUACUCGUCAUCCAGCGAGGAGUCGCACAGCAGCGAGGAUGAGGACGGUGACGGGGAGGGAGGAGCAAACGACGGGACGGUUGCCGUGAGCGACAUACCGCGCAUCAUGCCCGCUGCCAGCCAAGGAGCCAAUGACUCGCAGGGCAUGAUGGGAGGACACAACGACUUACACGGCAACAUGUACGGAAACAACUCUCGGGACAGCACCCUGAUGAUGCGCGAGUACGGGAUGGGAGGAGGAGGCGGCGGCGGCGGAGGCUCCAAGGCCUCCUUCACACCAUUUGUGGAUCCCAGGGUGUAUGGGACGUCCCCGACAGAAGACGAGGACAUCUCUGCUUCAGCGCUGUUUGCCGACGAGCUGCUGAAGCAGGAGCAGGCACGGCUCAACGAGGCCCGCAAGAUCUCCGUGGUUAACGUCAACCCCACCAACAUCCGGCCGCACAGCGACACGCCCGAGAUCCGCAAGUACAAGAAGCGCUUCAACUCCGAGAUCCUGUGCGCCGCGCUCUGGGGGGUGAACCUGCUCGUGGGAACCGAGAAUGGCCUGAUGCUGCUGGACCGUAGCGGGCAGGGCAAAGUGUACAACCUCAUCAACCGCAGACGCUUCCAGCAGAUGGACGUCCUGGAAGGCCUCAACGUCCUGGUCACCAUCUCAGGCAAGAAGAACAAGCUGCGCGUUUAUUACCUGUCCUGGUUAAGGAACCGAAUACUCCACAACGACCCCGAGGUGGAAAAGAAGCAAGGCUGGAUCACCGUGGGGGAUCUGGAGGGCUGCGUGCACUACAAAGUCGUGAAGUAUGAGAGGAUCAAAUUCUUGGUGAUCGCCUUGAAGAACGCCGUGGAGAUCUACGCCUGGGCUCCCAAACCUUACCACAAGUUCAUGGCCUUCAAGUCUUUCACCGAACUGCAGCACCGCCCCCUGCUGGUGGACCUGACUGUGGAGGAGGGGCAGAGGUUAAAGGUCAUCUACGGCUCCAACGCGGGCUUCCAUGUGGUGGAUGUGGACUCUGGCAACCCCUACGAUAUCUACAUACCCUCGCAUAUUCAAGGUCAGGUGACGCCGCACGCCAUCGUGGUCCUGCCCAAGACGGACGGCAUGGAGAUGCUGCUGUGCUACGAGGACGAGGGCGUCUACGUCAACACCUACGGCCGCAUCACCAAAGAUGUGGUGCUGCAAUGGGGGGAGAUGCCCACCUCGGUUGCCUACAUCCACUCCAACCAGAUCAUGGGCUGGGGGGAGAAGGCCAUCGAAAUCCGCUCGGUGGAGACGGGACACCUGGACGGGGUCUUCAUGCACAAGCGAGCGCAGCGCUUGAAGUUUUUGUCCGAGAGAAACGACAAGGUGUUCUUUGCGUCGGUGCGUUCGGGAGGCAGCAGCCAAGUGUUCUUCAUGACCCUCAACAGAAGCUCCAUGAUGAACUGGUAACCCCAACUCCACGAGCAACCUGGCGCCGUGCUCCCGGGGGAGGGGGGGUGGUUAAGGAUAGACCUUUCAGGGUCCGGCAGAGCUCUGCGAUGCCUUUGUGGCGCUCGCUCCUUGAGAGGUGGCCCGACGUGAGGCCAAGUAGCCCCUUCGCUCUCCCCGUGCGGCCGAGCGGGCAUCUGCGGACGGUUUGUAGCACAUCACUUCUUUUUGCGGGACCACUUCCUCCUUUGGAUCUGCUUCAAUCCAGCGACGUCUUUUCACGCCCGCCCACUCGUAUUGCGCCAGGAACCAAAAUGAAACACUUUUUACUCCCAAAUGGACACUUGGUCUGCCUGUUUUCAAAAUAAGUCUUUGUCCAAUAGUGGCUCAUAAAUGUGAGCCCUGUGGAAACUUUGUAGUUAAAAAAAAAAAAUUAAAAAUAACAUUUUGCUGAAGGAAAAUGAGGAAAAAGAUUUUGAUUUUGGAAGAAAUAAUGUGAUCAUUCCUUUUUAGGGGGGAGUUCAGCUCCACUUUGGCAGAACUGAUUAGUACAAAGGCAAUUUAAUAGAAAGAUUUUGUUGUCAUAAGCAAAAUACACCUCCAUUCAUAAAUUCCUGCAAAUUUGCAACCUUAGUCACGAGUUAACAUGCGGCGUUGACUUUUGUUUUUGCUGUACAAUCCACAUUGAGUUGUUUUUUUUUUUUGUUUUUUUUUUUUAGAAAAAAAUCUAGACUCAAAUUGAUUUUUAUUGUCAAUAGGCUCAUUGAAAACAUUUUUGUUAUUUUUGUAACAAAGAAAUAUACAGAUACCCCCCCAUCGCCCCCCCCCCAAAAAAAAAUCUACUUCAGUACAAAAACAAAGUACUUGGUCUUGGUUAUAUCCGACCACUGCUCGCAGUUUGACUCAAAAGUGCCACUCAAAAAUCUUUUCUUUCUCCUCAUUGUUAGCACACACCACCAAAACGCCAGUGAGCAACUUUUGAAGUUUGCUCAGUGCCGGCUACCGAUGUCUAAACCUUUCAAUUGUUAUCAUAUUAAUUUAAAAUAAAAAAAUUAAAGGAAGGGACCCUGCUAACGGCGUUCCCACUCCUCCCUGCCCUCUAUCAUAUCGUGUAAAUACUCCCGCUGUUUAGGACGCAGCACGCUAGCUACCCAGCACACCUGCACACAUCUGAGUUUUAUUGCACAACAUUGUUUAUCUCAACUGGCUGUGUCGGGAAAUCCUCCCUAGCCACUGUUCCUCCAUUUUUUUUGUCUUCGGUCUGUUGCCGAAAGGGUUAAAAAGCACGGGAACAUAGAUGCUAUUCGGCGUUAGCGAUAAGCUAGCGAACGGAAAGGGGAGGCCAUGUGUAACACAAAUGGUGUAAUUUUCUGUUUUAUUUCUUUAGGAUUGUUUUGGGUGUCUUUAGCAGACUCUACAAUCUCAUUUUAUUGCCAUUAAAAAAAGAAUAUAUCUUAUUCAGUGAUUCAAGAGAGAAUGAUUCCCAACACAGCUACUUGCUUUAGUUGUCUAUUUUGCAUUCAAACCCACUUUUGUGCUUGGACGCCACAAUACUGUGACGUCAUCGAUUCUUAAUGCAAAGAAAAAGUAGACUAGCGGGUACUCGAUGUUCACAUCCAAGAAUUGAAACUCGUCGUUUGCCGUUUCGGCAACAGCGGCGUGAAAAGUACGCAAGAUGAAGGCGACUCUUUCAAAACCUUUGCCUGCCACUGCUCGGCAACGUGCUACAAUAAUUGAUUACCGGAUCAUUUUACUGGACCUCUGCUGCAAAAUAAGAGACACGGUGCACCGAGCUGUGAGUGUAGUAGUGCUGCCGAUGUCUGCGUCCUUGAACGCACCGCUGCUCCGACAUCACUCAGGAAACUCCACUUGUAUUCUUGACCACUGAGCAAAACGGAUGGAAAGCCCAGCCGAGCAUCUCUUCCAUAUCCUUCAUUUCCAUCUUAAGGUCCUUCUACUUAUAUGCUCUUCGUCCGAUUGUUCAAGCCGUAACAAACUUAAGACAUGCGGCCGUGACGCACCACUCACUUUUUGCCGACAACUAGCGACCGUUAGCUCCGCCCCCUCAAAAAAA
This is a messenger RNA of Hippocampus comes (tiger tail seahorse), 6465 nucleotides long. Its product is annotated as TRAF2 and NCK-interacting protein kinase-like. Bases 306 to 4412 code for a protein of 1368 amino acids. The transcript has 31 exons. Gene Ontology annotation, molecular function: protein kinase activity; ATP binding. Lineage: Eukaryota; Metazoa; Chordata; Actinopteri; Syngnathiformes; Syngnathidae. Gene Ontology annotation, biological process: protein phosphorylation. Gene Ontology annotation, cellular component: cytosol. The record is from RefSeq and is a predicted model, not a curated record.